AUGUCGGUGGAUGGAAUACACUGGGAGAGAGGCUCGAGUCGUGCGAGUGGCGGCGACUCAACAGAUGUAGAUGGCGCCGCACACGACCAAAGAACCAGCUCGAGUCCCGACGUCACCAGAACGUUGGAGAAGGCCGAUUCCAAAGUCGUCCGCGCAGUUGAAGAAUCAGACAACGACCCGUUCAGGAAUCUCCCCGCCCAUGAAGCCGAAAUCCUCAAGAGACAAGUCAACACGCCCAACGUCAAGACGGGCUUUGCCAUGUUGUAUCGAUAUGCCUCGACCAACGACCUCCUCAUCAUUGCUGUCAGCUCCUUAUGCGCCAUUGCUGGCGGUGCUGCCUUGCCCUUGAUGACGGUCAUCUUUGGCAACCUGCAGGGGACUUUCCAAAGCUACUUUGCCGGCGCUGGCAUGACCUACGACGAGUUCGUAAGCGAGAUGACCCAUCUCGUUCUGUAUUUUGUUUACCUGGCCAUUGGCGAGUUCGUCACCAUCUACGUCGCAACCGUCGGUUUCAUAUACACGGGCGAGCACGUGAGCGCCAAGAUCCGAGAGCAUUACCUGGAGAGCUGCAUGCGUCAAAACAUUGGCUUCUUCGACAAGCUGGGCGCCGGCGAGGUCACGACGCGAAUCACUGCAGACACCAACUUGAUCCAGGAUGGCAUAUCUGAAAAGGUCGGACUGACUAUGACGGCCGUGGCCACCUUCGUCUCCGCCUUCGUCAUCGGUUUCGUCCAGUACUGGAAACUCACGUUGAUUCUGACUUCGACCGUGUUCGCCCUGAUGUUCUGCAUGGGCGGCGGCUCCCGGUUCAUGAUCAAGUACAAUAAGAACUCGAUUGAGUCGUACGCGCUGGGAGGAAGUGUUGCUGAGGAGGUCAUUAGCUCCAUUCGAAACGCAGUGGCUUUCGGCACCCAGGACCGUCUCGCAAAGCAGUAUGAUGCCCACCUGACCAAAGCCGAAUACUUUGGCUUCCGAACCAAGACGACGCUCGGCUGCAUGGUGGCAGGGAUGAUGCUGAUUCUCUACCUCAACUACGGUCUGUCGUUUUGGAUGGGAAGCACCUAUCUCAUUGAUGGCGAGACGUCGCUGUCCAAGGUGCUCACCAUCAUGAUGUCCGUCAUGAUCGGUGCCUUCAAUUUGGGCAACAUUGCCCCGAAUGUGCAGGCCUUCGGCACGGCCAUCGCUGCCGCUGCCAAAAUCUUCAGCACCAUCGACCGAGUUUCGCCAUUGGAUCCGACCAGCGACGCGGGCGAACGGCCCGAUCACGUCGAGGGCACCAUUCGUCUGGAGCACAUCAAGCACAUCUACCCUUCACGGCCGGAUGUUGUCGUCAUGAAGGAUGUGAGUCUGGAGAUCCCGGCGGGCAAGACCACCGCCUUGGUAGGCGCCUCGGGCUCGGGAAAGAGCACCAUCGUUGGCCUGGUCGAGCGCUUCUACGACCCAGUCGCCGGAAAGGUCUACCUCGAUGGCCGUGACAUCAGCACCUUGAACUUGCAGUGGCUUCGCCAACACGUCUCGUUGGUCUCGCAAGAACCAACUCUGUUCGGCACGACUAUCUACGGCAAUAUCAGAUACGGUCUCAUCGGUACCAAACAUGAGAAGGAGAGCGACGAAAAGCAAAGGGAGCUCGUCAUCGAAGCUGCCAAGAAGGCAAACGCCCAUGACUUCAUUUCGGAUCUUCCCGAAGGUUACGAGACUAACGUGGGAGAACGUGGUUUCCUCCUGUCUGGUGGCCAGAAGCAACGCAUUGCAAUCGCAAGAGCCAUCGUUUCUGAUCCUAAGAUUCUCCUGCUCGACGAGGCAACUAGUGCGCUUGACACGAAAUCGGAAGGCGUCGUACAAGCGGCAUUGGAGGUGGCUGCGGAAGGCCGUACGACUAUCACCAUUGCCCAUCGUCUCUCCACCAUUAAGGAUGCGCACAACAUCGUGGUCAUGACGCAAGGAACCAUCGUUGAGCAGGGCACCCAUGAUCAACUGCUGGAGAGACGCGGGGCCUACUACAACCUGGUCACAGCGCAAAACAUUGCCAAGGUCAACGAAUUGACCGCCGAAGAACAGGCAGAAAUCGACAACGAGGACGACAAGCUCAUUCGCAAGAUGUCUGCCCAGGACGGGGCAGCAGGCUCCUGCGAAAAUCCCCAAGACGACAUGCGCGCCAAGCUGCACCGGUCCACAACCCAGGGGUCCGCCUCGAGCCGAGCGCUGCAGGGCCACAAGGCCGAAGAGCAAAAGCAGUACAGUUUAUGGGUGCUCAUCAAGUUGAUUGCCUCGUUCAACCGGACCGAUUGGCAAUGGAUGGUCUUUGGUUGCUUCUGGUCGGCCAUUUGCGGCGGUGGUAACCCAGUGCAGGCAUUAUUCUUCGCCAAACAAAUUAUAACUCUCAGCCAACCUCUCCUGCCUGGUCUGACGGACCAAACCAAGAAAGACAGCGACUUUUGGAGUGUCAUGUACUUGAUGCUGGCUCUGGUUAUGUUCAUCGCCCAGCUGUUCCAGGGCAUCGCCUUCGCCAAAUGCUCGGAGCGUCUGAUCCAUCGGGUGCGAGACCGUGCUUUCCGCACUCUUCUUCGCCAGGAUGUUUCCUUCUUUGAUAAGGACGAGAACACGGCAGGUGCCCUGACAUCGUUCCUGUCUACCGAAACCACGCACGUCGCUGGUCUCAGCGGUGUCACGCUUGGGACGCUCAUUAUGGUGCUCACCACACUGAUUUCGGCUUGUUGUCUUGCUCUGGCCAUUGGCUGGAAGCUGGCUCUGGUCUGCAUUGCUACGAUCCCUGUUCUCCUGGCUUGUGGCUUCUUUCGCUUUUACAUGCUUGCUCACUUCCAGCGUCGGUCCAAAAACGCUUACGAGCAGUCUGCUUCGUAUGCCUCCGAAGCCAUCUCGGCCAUCCGCACCGUGGCCUCGUUGACUCGAGAGACGGAUGUCAUCACCCAGUACCAACACGCUCUGGCCGCGCAGCAGCGAUCUAGCUUGAACUCGGUUCUCAAGUCGAGUCUUUUGUACGCCGCCUCGCAGUCGUUUCUCUUCUUCUCCUUCGCCCUGGGCUUCUGGUACGGAGGAACCUUGAUCGCGAAGUACGAAUACGACCAGUUCCAGUUCUUCGUCUGUUUCUCGUCCAUCAUCUUCGGCGCUCAGUCCGCUGGCACCAUCUUCUCUUUCGCCCCCGACAUGGGCAAGGCUCACCACGCCGCUGCAGAGCUGAAGGCGCUCUUUGACAGAAAACCCGACAUCGACACGUGGUCCACGGACGGUGCCGAGAUUGAUUCCAUCGAAGGCACCAUCGAGUUCCGCGACGUCCACUUCCGCUACCCGACACGCACCGAACAGCCCGUCCUGCGCGGCCUGAACCUGACGGUCCGCCCGGGGCAGUACGUGGCCCUAGUGGGCGCAUCGGGCUGUGGUAAGAGCACCACCAUCGCGCUCCUGGAGCGCUUCUACGACCCGCUCGUGGGCGGCAUCUACGUCGACGGCAAGGAGAUCAGCUCCCUCAACGUGAAUCAGUACAGGUCCUUCAUCGCCCUCGUCUCCCAGGAGCCCACCCUCUACCAGGGCACCAUCCGCCAGAACAUCCUCCUGGGCGUCUCGCACGAGGUCACCGACGAGGCCAUCGAAUUCGCCUGCAAGGAGGCCAAUAUCCACGAUUUUAUCCUCUCCCUGCCCGACGGGUUCAACACCGUUGUAGGAAGCAAGGGCGCCUUGCUAUCCGGUGGACAGAAACAGCGCAUUGCGAUUGCGCGCGCGCUGAUUCGGGAUCCCAAGAUUUUGUUGCUCGACGAGGCGACGUCGGCGCUGGACUCGGAGUCGGAGCAUGUGGUGCAGGUGGCUCUGGAUAAGGCCGCUAAGGGUCGCACCACGAUUGCGGUUGCACAUCGACUGAGUACUAUCCAGCGCGCGGAUAUUAUUUAUGUGUUUGAUCAGGGCCGCAUCGUCGAGGAGGGCACGCACACAGAGCUCAUGCGCAAGAAUGGGCGGUAUGCUGAGUUGGUGAAUUUGCAGAGUUUGGAGAAGAGUGGGUAG
Pseudomassariella vexata is the source of this 4014-nucleotide messenger RNA. Its product is annotated as P-loop containing nucleoside triphosphate hydrolase protein. Lineage: Eukaryota; Fungi; Ascomycota; Sordariomycetes; Amphisphaeriales; Pseudomassariaceae. Gene Ontology annotation, molecular function: ABC-type transporter activity; ATP hydrolysis activity; ATP binding. Gene Ontology annotation, biological process: transmembrane transport. Gene Ontology annotation, cellular component: membrane. The record is from RefSeq and is a predicted model, not a curated record. Bases 1 to 4014 code for a protein of 1337 amino acids. The transcript has 3 exons.